Molecule: messenger RNA, 1009 nt
Organism: Leptopilina heterotoma
Lineage: Eukaryota; Metazoa; Arthropoda; Insecta; Hymenoptera; Figitidae
Exons: 4
Coding region: 1-660 (219 amino acids)
Cellular component (GO): neuron projection
Source: RefSeq, a predicted model, not a curated record
AUGAAAUAUUUACCGAGUUACUACAUUUUGUUUGCUCCCCAAAUAUUCACAAGUAAUCAAUUAUUGGGUACACCAAUUAACACAACUGUCACCUUAAAAUGUGUCAUCGAGGGAUAUCCAAAGACAAUUACUGUUUGGAAACAUACGGUCGAUGAUGCAGAUACAGUCAUAAUGAAUGGAGAAAGAUAUGAAAUUAUUGAACGAGUAAAUGCAACUUAUGAAUGGAAAAUGACGACGGAAUUAACAAUAAAAGGAGUACAAUUAGAAGAUUUGGGUGUAUAUAAAUGUUCAGCGCAAUCGAGUCUGGGAGAUGCCGAAUUGUCCAUGACCGUAUUUAAAAUUCUACCCGAAAUGCAUGCAACAAAAUCAACAUCAACACAUAAAGGGAGAAACAAUAAUAAUAUACAAAAUGAAUUUGAUUCGACAAAUCAACGUAGAAAAUAUCAUCAGCUUAGUACACCGGCAAUGCAAAAAAGUACAGCAAGAUUGGUAUCGAAUAAGAUUUUAACGACCACUAUGGAUCCUCGUAUAGCGUUAACCAAGAACAAGAACGCACUUAAACAUAAUGAAGUGCUGAACGUGCAGAGCAACGCCAUUGCCAUAAACGUGAUCAAGCAGAUAAGUGCGAUUUGUGUGCUGCUUUCUUUUACGCUGCGGUAAUUCGAAGCGAACGAUAAAAUUAGAAAACUGCUAUAAUAGGAGUAUAUAUAUUGUACAAGAAGCAACGAUUUUCCAUUUUAGAAUAUUAUGCGCGUGCCCAAAUGACAAUGAACAACGAUCCGCGUAAUAUGUUAAACAAUGGAAAUGUAAAUUCUCUUUUUUAUAUAUAAAAAAAAAAAAAUAGUCAAAAGAAAGAGGGCGUAAUCGACAUAUUUUUUUUUUUAAUCAGACAAGAAAAAGUGAAGGAAGAAAAUUUCUUUUUCAUUAUUUUAACGUAUAGGAAGAAUUGUAGUCGAAAUAUAUUUUUUCUUGAAGUGGAGAAGUAAUUUUUAAUUUUAGCCAAAAAAAA